AUGGCUGCCGUUGCUAUCCCCGCUAAGCUGCCUAUCCCGCCGGCCACGCUGCUCAGCCGGCGAGUCUUCGACGUGCCCGGAAAGCUGACCCAGUACGAGCUCUGGUUCAACGUGCCUCUCGACUACGCCGAGCCAGAGACCGCCAGCAUCAAGCUCUUUGGCCGCCUUGCCACAAAACGCGAGUCGCCUCUUUUCGAGCCGGCGCAGCCGCCGGCCCCCAAGCCGUACAUUGUGUAUCUUCAAGGCGGCCCCGGCUUUGGCUGCUCCCCUCCCAAUUCCGCGCCCAUGACGGAGCACCUCAUCAGCCGUGGUUACGAUGUGCUCUACCUGGACCACCGCGGUACUGGUCUGAGCACGCCCGUCUCGCUCGCCAUGCUUGAGCACCACUCCGCCAAUCCAGAGGCCCAGGCCAAAUACCUCCGCCUGAUGCGCCAGGACAAUACGGUCCGCGACCUGGAAGCUGUGCGCAAAUGCCUGAACGAUGGCCUCUCCGGCGAAAAGGCAAAGUGGUCCAUCAUCGGUCAAUCAUACGGCGGCUUUGUCAGUCUGUCCUACCUCUCUAUGCAUCCUGAGGGAUUGCGAGAGGCUUUCCUCACUGGUGGCCUUGCUCCCAUUGGCCGCUCCAUCGAUGAAAUUUACCAAACUACAUUUGCACAUACAGCGUCGCGCAACAAAGCCUACUAUGAGAAGUUCCCUGAGGAUGUGGAGCGGGUCAGGACGAUCGUAGCUCAUAUCGAAAGCUACACCGAGAGCAAAGGCCCUGUCAGGAUGCCUGGCGGCGGUACACUGACCGUGCCUCGACUCAUGACCAUUGGCAUCUCCUUUGGUAUACAUGACGGCUUCGACACUGUGCACAAUGCCAUCCUGGAACUGUAUGCUUCCCUGGUCAGCUUUGGCCACUUCUCACGCUCCUCAUUGUAUACCAUUGAGAACUGGAGCGGCUUUGACAACAACAUUCUAUACGCCAUCCUCCACGAGGCCAUCUACUGCGACGGCCCCGGAUCUGUGUCCAAUUGGUCCGCUCAGCGAGUCGGCGAGUCGUUUGAGAGCUUCUCGUGGCUUCGCCCCGGCGCCAAGGUUGCACAGAGCACCGAUCCCAUAUUCUUCUCGGGCGAGAUGAUCUUCCGCGAUCACUUUUCGACGUACCCCGAACUGUCGGCGCUGCGCGAGGCCGCUGAGAAGCUUGCGACUGCUGAUGACUGGCCGGCUCUGUACGACCAGGAGCAGCUGCGCAACAAUGAGGUACCGCUGUACGCUGUCUCUUACGUCAAUGACAUGUUUGUCGACUUUGGCUAUGCGACAGCCACGGCCCGUCUCGUCAAGGGCUCCAAGUUCUUUGCUACCAACGCUCUGUAUCAUAAUGGUAUCCGUGCGGGUGCUGCCGAAGUCUUUAAGCAGCUAUUUAACUUGCGUGACGACACCAUUGAUUAG
Cordyceps militaris CM01 is the source of this 1431-nucleotide messenger RNA. RefSeq names its product proline iminopeptidase, putative. The coding region runs from base 1 to 1431 and encodes 476 amino acids. Gene Ontology annotation, biological process: proteolysis. Gene Ontology annotation, molecular function: peptidase activity. The transcript has a single exon. NCBI's taxonomy places the organism in Eukaryota, Fungi, Ascomycota, Sordariomycetes, Hypocreales, Cordycipitaceae. The record is from RefSeq and is a predicted model, not a curated record.